GCUGGCGGCGGGCGCUCCCUGCCCUGCGCGGCCCGCGCCCUCCGCACCGCGGAGCCCAGCCCGCCCCGGCCCCGGCCCCGCCGCCGGCAUGCCCCGCCGCCCGGCGAGCUGACGCCGCCCGCACCGAUGCCUGCCCCGGGCAGCGUCCUGCUCCUCACCGCCGCGCUGGCGCUGGCGGCCGCGCAGCGGAGCCACCGGCCCGCGCAGCCAGAGCCUGUUCUGCAGUAUUCCAGCAAUGACAUCGUUCAUCCGAUCAAGGUUGAUGAGAGUGGAUCAUUCCUGUCUUAUGAUUUGUCUCACCGAGCAAUUCAUAAAAGGUCUCUCUCCUCCAGGAACAAUUUCCUCGCCUUUUAUGAACUGCAUUACCAAGGACAACCCCUGAAAUUCAACCUAAGCCUUAAUAACAAUCUCCUUGCACCUGGGUUUGUUAGCGAGAGACGGUACGGGGGAAUCGCUAACGCCAAGAUCCGGUCUCACAGCUACAACUCUUGCCACAUGAUUGGGGAGGUUCUGAGCCGGACGCUGAAAGGUGGUCUGGCAGUGCUCAGCACAUGUGAUGGACUGAAAGGUGUGUUUCGGCUCAUGAAUGAAGAUUAUUUCAUUGAACCACUAGCUGCAAACUUUCGCGAGGAUGGCACAGCUCAGCCCCACAGGAUAUAUAAACGCCAUGCUCCAGAGCACGACGGAGAGGGACUGGUGAUAGGAGCCAGGGGAGUGCAAGACAGAAAGGAGCCAGCUGUGUGGAAGACAUGUGGCGUUCAAGAAUCUCAGAAAAGCCUGGAGAGGUCUGAGAAGAGGAGGGAAAGAUGGGAACAGAAACAGCAGAAAAAGAGAAGAAUAAAGCAACGCUCCAUCAGCAAAGAGAAGUGGGUGGAAACAUUGGUGGUAGCAGACACCAAGAUGGUAGAAUACCAUGGGAGUGAGAAUAUAGAGAAGUAUGUGCUGACUGUAAUGAACAUGGUGGCAGGUCUGUUCCAUCAUGCCAGUAUUGGGAACCCCAUCAACAUUGCUAUAGUGCGACUCAUCCUGCUAGAAGAUGAGGAGGAGGAUCUGAAAAUCUCCCACCAUGCAGACAACACCUUGAAAAGUUUUUGCAAAUGGCAGAAAAGUAUCAACAUUAAAGGAGAUUCCCAUCCAUUGCAUCAUGAUGUCGCAGUUCUACUCACAAGGAAAGACAUCUGUGCAGCAAUGAACAGACCCUGUGAGACUCUGGGUCUGUCUCACGUGGCAGGAAUGUGCCAGCCCCACCGAAGCUGUAAUAUAAACGAGGACACGGGACUUCCCCUGGCGUUCACCGUGGCCCACGAGCUCGGACACAGUUUUGGGAUUCAGCAUGAUGGAAGCAGCAAUGACUGUGAGCCAGUUGGGAAAAGACCUUUCAUCAUGUCUCCACAGCUCCUGUACGAUACGUCCCCACUCACCUGGUCCCGCUGCAGCAGGGAGUACAUCACACGAUUCCUCGACCGGGGCUGGGGGCUGUGUCUGGACGACCCGCCUGCCCGAGAAGUGCUGGACUACCCCUUGGUGCCCCCGGGCGUUCUCUACGACGUUAGUCACCAGUGCCGGCUGCAGUACGGCGCCUACUCCACCUUCUGCGACGACAUGGAUAGUGUCUGCAAUACGCUGUGGUGCACAGUGGGGAACACAUGCCAUUCCAAGCUGGAUGCUGCUGUUGAUGGUACAACAUGUGGAGACAACAAGUGGUGCUUCAACGGAGAGUGUGUGCAAGUGGGUUACCGUCCUGAUGCUAUCGAUGGCAGCUGGGGAUCCUGGAGUUCCUGGUCUUCUUGUUCACGGACCUGCGGCGCUGGUGUGCAGAACGCAGAAAGGCAGUGCAACAACCCCACGCCGAAGUAUGGGGGCAGAUACUGCCUUGGGGAACGAAAGCGAUUCCGGAUUUGCAAUGUUAAACCAUGUCCCCCCGACAAGCCAUCCUUCCGCCAGAUCCAGUGCAGCCAGUUCAAUCCCAUGCUCUAUAAAGGAAAACUAUACAAGUGGACGCCAGUGCCAAACAACAUUAAUCCAUGCGAGCUGCACUGCCGGCCAGAAGAUGAAUACUUUGCAGAAAAGCUGCGGGAUGCUGUCAUCGAUGGGACUCCGUGUUACGAAAUGAAUGCAAGCCGGGACAUGUGCAUCAACGGGAUCUGUAAGAACGUGGGCUGUGACUACGAGAUCGACUCCAAUGCGGUCGAGGACCGGUGUGGCGUGUGUCACGGCAACGGUUCCACCUGCCAGACCGUGAAGAAGAUGUUUGAGGACAGCGAGGGGCUGGGGUAUGUUGAUAUUGGGAUUAUCCCAGUUGGAGCCCGAGAGAUCAGGAUUGAAGAAGUUGCAGAAGCUGGAAAUUUUCUCGCCCUGCGGAGUGAAGACCCAGAGAAGUAUUUCCUGAAUGGUGGCUGGACCAUCCAGUGGAACGGGGAUUACAGAGUGGCCGGGACCACCUUUACCUAUGCGAGGACUGGAAACUGGGAGAACCUCACAUCGCCAGGGCCCACCGUGGAGCCCGUGUGGAUCCAGCUGCUGUUUCAGGAAACUAACCCGGGCGUCCGCUACCAGUACACCAUCCAACGGGAGCCGGAGAGCGAGAACGAGGUGGAGCAGGCCGAGUUCCUCUGGCGGUACGGCUCCUGGACGACGUGCACCGCCACGUGCGGCACGGGGGUCCAGAGGCAGAUCGUGCACUGCGUGGAAAAGCUGGCCGGGAUCGUGGAGGAGCGGUACUGCGAUGCGCUGACCCGGCCCGACGACCAGCAGCGGACGUGCAGCGAGGAGCCCUGCCCCGCCAGAUGGUGGGUUGGCGAAUGGCAAAAAUGUUCUGCCACGUGUGGCAAGUCGGGUCUCAUGAAGAGGACAGUGCUUUGCAUCCAGAGCGUGGGGAUGGAUGAGCAGAGAGCUUUGCAGCAAGCAGACUGCCAGCACCUCUCCAAGCCCGAAGCCACCGCUCCCUGUCACAGGGAGGUCCCCUGUCCCUCUCAGUGGACCGUCGGGAACUGGUUGGAGUGUUCAGUGACGUGUGGAAACGGAACACAAAGGCGCCCUGUUUAUUGCAGCAACGAUACUCAAGCAACUUGUGAUCCUGCACAAAGACCAAUCUCGGAAACUAUUUGCUCUUUGCAGCAGUGCCAGAAGAAACUAGAAAACACCAACACUGACUGGUCUGGCAGUGGGUCUUCCAGCAGAGAAAUAUUUAAUGAAAUACAUUACAUUCCCAAUAACCAUAUUGCUAAAUUUAACCCCUUUAUUCCAAAUAUUCCGGAGUCCAAUGAUGUCAAUAUCAUAACUGAGGAGGACUUUUCAUCCAGGAAGGGAAAUGUCUUUGUUGACGAUUUUUAUUACGAUUAUAAUUUUAUCAAUUUCCACGAGGAUCUGUCUUACGAUCCCUUCAUUGAGAAAGACACCGAAAGUGAGGGGCCUAAGCCAGACCUGAGCACCAAUAACAUGGAGGAUUCUCAGGAGAUACCUGCUGAUGAUCUGCACACCAUAAAACCGGGAGGAGGAGCAGAGGAAGAAAAUGAAGUAGCCAGUGAAGCAAAUGCUUCUGCUGCUGUGCACGAUGAAGAAGAGAAGGAGCCUGGGGGUCUAAUCAUUAAUGACCUCCCCAGCGUGGCCCCAGAGCACGAGGUUAUCAGGACGGCCGCUCCUGGCUAUGCAGUUCCUUACGGCACAAGUGAUGAAAGGGGAGAAGUACUUAGGCCCCGCUCUGAAGACCACCCAUCCGUCCAGAAUGUGAAACCACAUGACUCUAUAAACAGCCACAAUAAUCUGCUCCCUGAUAACUCCCCAAGAGCCGUGCUGACAAGGACCGCUUCUAAACCUGACUUUGCAGCCGGUGGCCUCCCCACCUUGUCUCCUUAUUUGGACAUUUCCACCCCGCCAGCGCCUGCUGACGGGGGCAGUGCUGGGGGGGACGAUGCGCACGAUGGUUUCAAACGCGGGGGUGAGCUUGGGAGCAAAGAGGCAGAUCAUAAAAGUACGGAGCUUCCUGAUGACGCUGGCAGUAAAGAGCACAACUUGGCUGGCACUACUUGGAAAGGCCAAGAAAACUCAAGUGAAAAGGGUUUUGUCGUCAUUAGUGAUGAUAACGAUGCUACCUCCAACCCCAGAGAGCAGGAAGCAUGGGCAGAGAGAGCAGCAGCAGGGGAGACUGCAAGCAUGCACACAGCACCGGAGGCCGAGGAGCUGUCACGGCCUACAGAGAAAGCAGGUCUUUUCCCCACCAUGCAGAGACCUGAGCAGGAGGUGGGAAAGCGUAGCGAAGCGGCUGAUCCCAGUGCAAGUCUCUCUCGUUCAGGCAGCAGCGGACCGGGAGCUAGCAGAGCCCCCGCAGCAGGGUUGGGCCCCCAGCCAGGGUACCGCAACGCCAUUUCGCUAACCUCGGCCGCGUUAGUGACUGCAACGGCCUUUCCACCACCAGUGUCCUUGCCUCCCCCUGUGCCUGGGCGAUCUACCCAGCUCACAUCCAGCGGUCUGACCCAGCAAGGUGCCAUGACGCCGGUCACGCCAGCGUCCUCAUAUCCGAGCCCUGCUGCUCACCCAGCAGCAACGCCAUCCUCAACCCUCACGUGGUGGACUGAGAAGGGACCUAAUGAUAUGAAGAUGACCUACUACGUGGAGUCUGUGUCUCCCAGUGCACACCAGACCCCUGGUGUGGUCCCGCUCAGCAGUGCUGCUUCAGGGCAGCACUCACCACGGGGAACCCCAAGGACACUUGAUUAUGGUGAUGGGGAACGUGAGUUAUCCCAGCCCACCCCCAACGCGCAGCAGUGGGAGAAGGAGAAGAUGGAGAAGGAGGAUUCCUUGCUUCUGCCAUCGACUACUGUAGCAGCCACCGCAAUGCCCACUUGGGAGGUUGGGAACUGGAGUGAGUGCUCUGCCACGUGCGGCAUGGGUGCGAUCUGGAGAACCGUGCACUGCAGCACAGGCAACAGCGAAGACUGCGUUGCUGCAAAUAAACCUGUCCCUGCUCGAAGAUGUUCCCUGAGACCAUGUUCCUCGUGGCAUGUGGGGAACUGGAGUAAGUGCUCCAAGAACUGCGGAGGGGGCCUGAAGGUGCGGGACGUGCAUUGCAUCGACAGCAGAGAUCAGCGGCUCCUGCGGCCCUUUCACUGUCAGGCUGUCCUCUACAAACCGCCGGCGCAGACGCCCUGCCAGAGCAAGCCCUGCCUGGACUGGUACACCUCCUCCUGGAGGGAGUGCUCUGAGUCAUGUGGCGGAGGGGAGCAGGAGCGCUUGGUGACAUGCCCGUUACUGGGGCGGUGCGAUGAAAUGUUACGGCCAAACAACACGAGGCCUUGCAACACUCAUCCCUGCACCAAAUGGGUGGUUGGAUCUUGGGGACAGUGCACAGCAACCUGCGGUGGAGGCAUCCAGCAGCGGCAGGUGAAGUGCAUCAACACCAAGACGGGGGCGGCCGAGGAGGACAGCAGUCUCUGCGACCAUGAGCCGUGGCCUGAGAACACCCAGAAGUGCAACCCGCAGGACUGUGAAAACGCCGAGUCGAGCCUCGUCUGCCAGCGCGACCGCCUGACCUUCGCCUUCUGCCAGACGCUGCGGCUCCUGGGACGGUGCCGGCUGGGCACGGUGCGCGCGCAGUGCUGCCGCACGUGCCGCCCGCCCGGCCCCAGCCCGCGGGAGCGCGGCGACCAGAGGGCCUCGAGGAGGUGAGGCCGCCGCGGGGACGGCGACGGCGACGGGGACGGGGAUGGGGACAGGGCUGCCGUGGAGGACGGGCCGCGCCGCACGGCCCCCCGGCCCCCCGCGUCCUCGGAGACCUGCCGGACGCUCUUCCGACGCGCAGGGGAGGCCCCGUCGGCUCUGGUGCUCUGCAAACCCGGCGUCCAGGCCCGCUGCUCGCUGCCACCCUCCCCGGCAGGCAGCCGAAGCCGAAGCCUUCUCCGUUUCGGGGCCGCACCUCCGUUGACCACCACCAAGGAACCAUUUUAGGGACGGGAGACGUAAGGCAGCAAUAACCUGGGGGAGGUUUCUCCGAAAUGCUUAUGGUGCUAUCAUUUGACAUUUUCAGCCUCUUGAUGGUGUUGGCAGGCCAGCACAAAACUCUGACUUCUAUUAUUAUUUUUAUAUAUAUAAAACGAGCAUCUAUCAUUCCACCAGUGUAGCUGACCAUUUUCAAUUUUUUUUUUGUUUUCCUUAAUGGACUUGAAGCUGGCAGCCCAUUUCUGUAUUGUACGUUAAAACGUUUAUGCACUGAAGCCAAAUACCCAUAAUUUAAGAAAUGGGGAUGGACGGAGGGUGUGGGAGGAGGCAAGAUCUCUGCUCCAGGCAGCGUGAGCCAUGCCAGGCUCCCGCGUGCCCCCGGCUCUGCACCCCCGUCCCGCUGCUGGCUCGCUCCGUAAAAGCGGUAUCAGUUUGUGGAGCAAAGGGAGAGGUUAGGGACGCCAAAGCAUGAAUGAAGUGACAAAUGUGCUUUGGAGUCAGACAGCCCUUGCAUGUAUUUAUGAAAGAGCCGGAAAACCUUUCUGGCCCAAAUUGUGAGCAGCGCGUUUGAAUCGCAGACACUGCUGUUUUACUUCCUCCGUACUCUGCCUCAUGGAGGCACAAACAGCGAAGUGGAUUAUAACUACACAACUGGAUUUCCGUAUGCCGUUACAGCUUAGGAGUUUAAUGGUUGGUUAAGGUGUUCUUCGGUGUUCUUACCAAGCUAAAAACUUUCUUUCUGCUUAUAUAGAUUCAUUUUUGUUAAGGGUAGUUGGUUGUUUUAACUAGAAUAUGCAGUAUUGUACGAGGAGAGGCGCCGCGGCAGGCACCGUCCUGCCCUGCCGGCAUCCCCGUCGUGGUCCUGUGUUCAUCCCCCGUGUCCCAGGAAGGGUUUGCUGUUAGACUGGUCCCUGGAAGAGGGUCAGGAGCGUUUCGAUAGACCUUCCUUUCUAUAUUACUUUUCCUUCUGUACAAGAUGCCCAAAUAGUGGGAGACGGUGAACACGAUCCUACUGGCAUUGAACCGAAUGGAGAAGGGAUGGAGCCCAGCACCCGUUACGUUGUGCAAUACAGCCGUAUAGUCCGCAGUGAAUUUCUUCUAUUCCUAAUUUGUACUGUUUGAAACAACUUUGAGUACGCUGUCACAUAACAAGGGAAAUGUGUGUGUGUAAUUUCUAAGUAAAACACAGCCCAUGACUUCACCGUUUGUGUUCUGUUUCUUUCAAUGUGGUAUAAAUUUUCGUAUUUAAAGAGA
Molecule: messenger RNA, 7188 nt
Organism: Dromaius novaehollandiae (emu)
Lineage: Eukaryota; Metazoa; Chordata; Aves; Casuariiformes; Dromaiidae
Gene: ADAMTS7
Product: ADAM metallopeptidase with thrombospondin type 1 motif 7
Exons: 24
Coding region: 127-5664 (1845 amino acids)
Biological process (GO): extracellular matrix organization; proteolysis
Cellular component (GO): extracellular matrix
Molecular function (GO): metalloendopeptidase activity
Source: RefSeq, a predicted model, not a curated record